UAUUUUCAAACAGGGGUUCUUUUCUUCUCUCUCUCUCUCUCUCUCCCCCCCUUUUAUCUCUCCAUCAAUGUCUACACAACCUACACCGAAACAAAAGCCUACAGUCACUUGCUCUCCCUCUUCUCACAGACUCACCAUCCCUGCUAACAGCCACCGCUGCUGACCAUUGCGACUCUCGUUACCGUCGGUCACCAUCGCGGCUCCACCCUCUCAACCAGAUUCAGAUAUGAGCUCCAAGUUGUGUUUAAUUCCACACUUUUGUUGCUCCAAGUGGUAAAUUCGAUCAUUGUGUUCAUUAUGGCUCAUGAUCUGUAUUAUGCUCCAUUGUUCCAUACAAUAAAUAAAAUGGAGAGUACGAUUCCGAUUCGAUUAUGGGAUAUAUUUAGAAGUUCUGUUAGAUGCCAGUCAGGCUCUUCGCCUCUCUCUCUCUCUGUACGCUGCUCUUCUGAGAUCUGUAGUUCGGUGGUUACACUGGCUCUGAAGAUAUACAUAAACACGCAAUCACAAGCCCCUGAUUAUUUCUCCUUCUGGUGAUCAAGCUCAAACUAUUGAAAUUAAGGUGUUGUGAUUGGAGAAAAGAAAGAGAGAAGAUGAUUGAGAGCAAGAGGUUUCAGCUCAGGACCAUUGGCGCACUGAGUCUAUCAGUGGUGUCGUCAAUUUCAAUUGUGAUCUGCAAUAAGGCCCUUAUUACCACAUUAGGUUUUAAUUUUGACUUUGAUGAUUCAUUCUUGCAUAGAAGUCAUUUUGUUACCCCUCCACUUCUAAAGGAAUUGCAAAGGAAUAUGGAUUUUGUCUAAUUGUCAGUUUUCAAAUGAUUCCUUAAUACAUGAAAAGGUGAACAUGUUUACAGCAUGAACAAGGUGCUGAGUGAUGGGCUCAACAAUUUGGACAGUCUCUGCCAUUUUUGAGUUGGGUUCCAGUGAUAAAUGGUAUGUUGCUAAGGGAAAGGGGAUAUUGCAACAUCAUCAGCUGAUUGAUGAGUUUGAGAAUGUUGUUGGAGAAAAUGGAGUCAUGCAAGAGCUCAAAGAGAGUCCUUUUAGCCAAAUUUUGAAGUUUGCACAGGAAGCUAUAGUUCUACCCCCAUUUGUGGUAAUAGCAAUUCGCCCAAGACCUAGUGUUUGGGAAUAUGUUCGUGUCAAUGUGUAUGAAUUGAGUGUGGAACAAUUAAGUGUUCCAGAAUAUCUUCGCUUCAAAGAAGAACUUGUGGAUGGAGAGUACAAUGAAAAUUUUGUGCUGGAACGUGAUUUUAAGCCAUUCAAUGCAACAUUUUCUAGACCAACUCGGUCAUCUUCCAUUGGCAAUGGGGUUCAAUUUCUCAAUCGUCACCUGUCUUCAAUCAUGUUCCAUAAUAAAGAAAGUUUGGAACCUUUGCUUCAUUUUCUUCGCACCCACAAACAUAAUGGUCUUAUGGUUUUGUUGCGUGGACUUGUGGAUAAUCCAUAUUGGUGUAUAGAGAAGAGGCUUUGA
Camellia sinensis is the source of this 1467-nucleotide messenger RNA. The record is from RefSeq and is a predicted model, not a curated record. Lineage: Eukaryota; Viridiplantae; Streptophyta; Magnoliopsida; Ericales; Theaceae.